UCACUAGGUUUUAGAACAGAACUUAGUCACUAAAUAGCACUGAAUUUGCUUCAAACAUUGAGAGGUGUGUUUUCCCACAGUGCUUCAGUGUGUGUGUUUAUGCACAGGUUAUGAGAUGUCUCUGCUCUACACUCUCUCUGCUCAGUCUGCUCCUGUCCUCUGCUGUGCGUUCUCAUUUGACGGACAGCUGCUCGUCUCUGGGUCUGUUGAUAAAACCGUGACCGUAUAUGAUGCGAAUCAGGGAGAACUUCUACACACUCUGACGCAGCAUGACAGAUAUGUGACUGCAUGUGCAUUCUCUCCCUGCAUGCUGAUGUUUGCAUCUGGCUCUAUGGAUAAGACAGUGAAUAUCUGGAGAAUUGGAGAUGGAAAUGCUGAAGCAUCUGAACCACUGAAAAUGUCAGUCCAAGGAAGGAAGUCCCUGGGUUACUCCAGAACACUGGUCAGCGAUUGGUCAGAGGAGGAUGUGAGCGAGUGGCUCUGUGAUGAAGGACUUGAAGCUCUGGUGGACGCGUUUAGGGCCCACAACAUUGACGGGGCCGAACUCAUCAGCUUAAACACAGAGACACUGACCACUGAGUUUAACAUCGAGUCGGUGGGUCUCCGGGGGCGAGUCCUGAGGAAGAUUAAGGACCUGAGAUCUUCACUGAUGGACUCUGAUGUUCCUGAUGAGUUCCUCUGUCCGAUCACCAGAGAGCUCAUGAAGGACCCCUUCAUCGCUGCAGAUGGAUUUUCCUAUGAAAGAGAGGCGAUGGAGAGCUGGAUCAACACCCCCAACCGCUCCAGCCCGAUGACCAACCUGCCUUUACAAACCACACUACUGACCCCCAACAGAGGCCUGAAGACGGCCAUACAGCGCUGGAGGAGCAGCCACUGAGCGCCGAUCACCAGGACUGAAGACUGCAUGCACAGGUGGAUGACUUUCUUACACACUCUGAGAAAUAUCUAAAUAAAGCUUCCAAAAGGGUGUUUUCACAGUGACGCCAUAGAAGAGCCAUUUUUGGUUCUCCAAAGAACCUAUCAGUGAACAGUUCUUAAAAGAACCAUUUUUUCUAAAUGUGAAGAACGUUUUAAUAAUCUAAAGAACCGGGAAGAUUCCAUGGAUCUUUAAAAAAGGUCUCGUCUUCGAUGCUCAAUUCAUUCUCAUUGACAACAUUAGUUUUAAUAAUAAUCCAAGUAUCGGUACGACAUCAGUAUAUUCUCCUACAACAACUUGAAGCAUUUUGCUUUGUUCAUGUUCAUCUCUUCACAAGCGAAGCGGUGUUGCUGUUUUUCUAGUUCACACAGCUCUGUCUGUAUGACGGCUUCAACAGUGUUGUUCAGCUGAGGGUGCUGCAGGAGUCAAGCUAAUGCUCCUUGAUUUGAAUAAAACCUUUCAGCGGAGGUCAGAAAGACAUACAACUGCGUAAAUGCAUUUCUGCUCAAAAUAGCUCAUUGCUGAGCAUUCUGGGAAAAGCUUUUAAUGGUUGAUUCCACAUGGUUUUUCAUCAUAAAGUUAACAUGUCAGUGACCAAACACUCAUGAAUAAAAUAUACAACACUACCAACAUUGACUGAUUUUGCUUCGCAUGAGCUUCUUUAAUGCUUCAGAUUAAUGCAGACAAAUAAAAAUUGUGCUUACUGGUCAGGUUUAGCGUUAGCUCUUUUUUUUUUUUUUAACUUACUACUAAAACUUAAAACUUUACAUCAGUUUAUGGCUUUAAUAUUGUGGGAGAAAUAAAACGUAAUAUUAAAUGUGGGCUGUAAAGUAUGCUGAAGCCUGCUAGUGUACAUAUAUUUGAUCUUGACAGGUUUUGUUUUUCUAGCGGGACUUAUGGAUUGUAAUUAAUAGACACCGGGUGCAAAAAAAAUCUUUUACAUUAAUAAAAAUAAAAUUAAUAAGAACAACUACAUUUUUGUUUUUGUUGAUGGCUUUAAUACGGAG
Molecule: messenger RNA, 1923 nt
Organism: Cyprinus carpio (common carp)
Lineage: Eukaryota; Metazoa; Chordata; Actinopteri; Cypriniformes; Cyprinidae
Product: WD repeat, SAM and U-box domain-containing protein 1-like
Exons: 8
Coding region: 116-877 (253 amino acids)
Biological process (GO): protein ubiquitination
Molecular function (GO): ubiquitin-protein transferase activity; protein binding
Source: RefSeq, a predicted model, not a curated record